This is a messenger RNA of Symbiodinium pilosum, 593 nucleotides long. The record is from the annotation of a GenBank genome assembly. NCBI's taxonomy places the organism in Eukaryota, Dinophyceae, Suessiales, Symbiodiniaceae.
AUGGUUCGCACUACCGAUCAUCCUCUUUCCAAGAAGGGCCGGAACCAGGCAGAGGCCUUGCGAAAUCUCUUGCAGAUUGAGCUUGACAAGGCCCACGCUGGCAACGCCAACCCGAGUGUGGCCCAAAUGCUGCAGCCUGGAAUGGUAAUGGCAUCACCUCUCGGCCGAGCUCUGCAAACUGCAGUCAUCGCAUACGGCCCCCUCCAGGACAAGGCAGAGUCAGUCCGCCAAACCGAGCUAGUGCUGGCUCCAAAUUGCAAGGAGAAGCAGAACUUCGGUGGCUUGGACACGGUAUGCACAAAGAUGGGUGAGGAGAUCCUGGCAACAAGCCUGGACGAGCUGAAAUCUCUUUACUCCGAUCUCGAGAAGGACAAGUUCAUCGUAAACUCCUUUCAGCAGAUGCGCUUUGACCUCGAAGAGGUGCUGGACAGAUGGUGGCCAGACGGCCAAGCAGAGUCCACAGCGCAGCUGAAGGCCCGUUUGCAGGAGUUUAUGUUCCAGCUCCUUUUUUCGUCUCAGGAAAGUGUGGUGGUCUUCGGGCACUCGCUCUUCUUCCAGCAGCUGAUGCGCGAAUUCUUGUCGGACGACGUGAG